GAUCGGGUCUAGCCCGCGCCAGACCCGACCCCCGCGCUCUGCGGCCCGAGCCGCCGCCCGCUAUGCCACUUGUGGAGUUCUGUCCUGAGCGGCUGUAACUUUAAACCAGUGUGAGCAGGGCCUAUUUUUAUUCAGAAACUAGCGAUUAGGGUGUCUGUGGAGAACGCCCCCUCAGACCGACGUCCAGCCCGCCACUUGAAGGCUUCUCACAGAUCAGAGGGGAAGGAAAUGCUAUCUCAUUAACUUUUCUCUGAGAUUUCAAAGUUCGAUUGCCGACUUCCAGGGAGGACCAGAUUGGUUGCUGUGGGGCUUUGUAGUGAGCUUGUUGCCCGAGCUGGAGGAGUGGUACCUGAGCCCCUCGGGGUGGCUUCUGAGUGGUCAUCCUGAAAGCCCCGAGCUUGGGCCAGGCCUGACUGUGGCCUAGCGCUCGUCUUGCAGGGGUUGCCCCAAGAGCUCCUGGGGACAGACCCACGGUAGUAAGGAGCAAGGGAGAUGAACGUAGCUGCCAAGUACCGCAUGGCCUCCCUCUAUGUGGGUGACCUACACGCAGAUGUCACCGAGGACCUGCUGUUCAAGAAGUUCAGCGCCGUGGGGCCCGUGCUGUCCAUUCGCAUCUGCAGGGACCUGGUCACUCGACGCUCUCUGGGCUACGCCUACGUGAACUUCCUGCAACUGGCUGAUGCCCAGAAGGCUCUGGACACUAUGAACUUUGACAUGGUAAAAGGCAAAUCCAUCCGUCUUAUGUGGUCUCAACGUGAUGCCUACUUAAGGAGGUCUGGAAUUGGGAAUGUAUUCAUCAAGAAUUUGGACAAAUCCAUAGAUAACAAAACCCUUUAUGAACAUUUUUCACCUUUUGGAAAGAUCCUGUCUUCCAAGGUGAUGAGUGAUGAUCAAGGCUCCAAGGGCUAUGCGUUUGUGCACUUUCAGAACCAGAGUGCUGCAGACAGGGCCAUCGAGGUAAUGAAUGGAAGGCAGCUCAAGGACUGUAAGGUGUUUGUUGGCAGAUUCAAAAACCGAAAAGAUCGGGAAGCAGAACUCAGAAACAAAGCCAGUGAAUUCACCAAUGUUUACAUCAAAAACUUUGGUGAAGAUAUGGAUGAUGAGAAACUGAAGGAGGUUUUCAGCAAAUAUGGCAGAACUUUGAGUGUGAAGGUGAUGACAGAUUCUUCUGGGAAAUCGAAAGGCUUUGGCUUUGUGAGUUUUGAUAACCAUGAGGCUGCCAAAAAGGCCGUUAAAGAAAUGAAUGGAAAGGAUAUAAAUGGGCAGCUGAUUUUUGUAGGCCGGGCACAAAAGAAAGUAGAGCGACAGGCAGAGUUAAAGCAAAUGUUUGAACAGUUGAAAAAGGAAAGAAUUCACGGGUGCCAGGGUGUAAAGCUCUAUAUUAAAAACCUUGAUGACACCAUUGAUGAUGAAAAACUACGAAAGGAGUUUUCUUCAUUUGGAUCAAUUAGCAGAGUUAAGGUAAUGCAAGAAGGAGGUCAAAGCAAAGGGUUUGGCUUGAUCUGCUUUUCCUCUCUUGAGGAGGCUACUAAAGCCAUGACUGAGAUGAAUGGCCACAUCUUGGGCUCCAAACCUCUCAGUAUUGCCCUAGCCCAGAGGCAUUAGGAAAGGAAAAUUUACUUCACCAGCCAGUAUUUACAGUAUGUAGGGCAAUGAUUGUGAUCUCUGCCUGAACUGUCCCUAAGUA
This is a messenger RNA of Nycticebus coucang (slow loris), 1687 nucleotides long. RefSeq names its product poly(A) binding protein cytoplasmic 4 like (gene PABPC4L). Gene Ontology annotation, molecular function: mRNA 3'-UTR binding; poly(U) RNA binding; poly(A) binding. The record is from RefSeq and is a predicted model, not a curated record. The transcript has a single exon. Bases 493 to 1605 code for a protein of 370 amino acids. Gene Ontology annotation, cellular component: cytosol; ribonucleoprotein complex; nucleus. NCBI's taxonomy places the organism in Eukaryota, Metazoa, Chordata, Mammalia, Primates, Lorisidae.